GGUGCAAGCGGCGCGGCUCAUGAUGUUCUCGUCUUUCUCGCUCUCCGAGGUACAGCUCCUGCUCAUCUCACCUCUCCCAGCAGCUGACCAUGCCCGUUGCACAGCCCGUAGAGCAUCGCCUCUACCUACCACCUAGAUCCAUGUCUCCUGUGGGACGUCCACUGCUGAGCUCGCCUUCGUCUAUUCGCGCCUCCACCCAUCCAGCCACGACCAACCAGAAGGGCAAAGCCCAACAUCGUAGCAGAAGUAGCAGUCACAAGCAUACCGGCCCUUCCCCUUCUGAGUCGACUGGAGCUCCUCCAGAAAAGCACACCAAGUCCUCUUCCUCCCACUUGCACCCACCCAUGCAUUCCAAUUCACACUUCGGGGCUCCUACGGUUCCUCUAGACAGGCACGGAAAGCCCAUCGAUCUAGCCGAGCUUCGUGCCAAGAAACAAGUCCAAGCCUUCUUCAAAGCCUUUGCCGAUAGUCUUGAGCCCACGCUCCGUCGUACCCUCUCCAAUUCCCUCACUGAGCAAGAAACUCGCGCUCGUACCCGCUUGAGAGAGACGGUCGAGUCGGUCCUCGAAGAGCACAAGAGUCGGGUCACCCGUGAACUCUCCCGCAAGAGAUACGAAGAACGUCUUGUCCGCUAUCACUCUGCAGUGCAAGAGUACCACUCUAGGAAACAUACAACGAUCAUGCUCCUCCUAAUGGAAAUUGGAGGAAUUACACUACUGGCUUUUCUCUAUACGUAUCAGGUUAUGGAUGGACAUCUAGGUGCGAUCGCUAGCUUUACACUUUCGGCGGUUUAUACCAUUUUCAUGUGGAGGAGAAGCAUGCUGGCACCCCCGAAGAGACCAUGUCCUUACGAGUCGAUUGCUGGUCCACCACCGAUUCUGAGUGAGGCGGGGGAAGAGGAAUUACCACGAUCCACCUGGUACGAGCGAAAUCUGCGCUGGCUACCUGUCCCCAAUAGACACACGGUCAAGAGAGCCUACGGUCUCUUUGACUGAUCCAAGAUGCUCGAGGUUGCGUUGUGCGACCUUCUCAGCUCCACACCACUCUCCUACCCAAGGUAGAGCAAAGCAAAGCAAAGCAAAUCCUAUGCCGCUUACUUCUCGUCGCACAUCAUGUAUCAACAGUCAACUAGCAAAUCUACCCGCUCUCAUCUAGAA
This is a messenger RNA of Microstroma glucosiphilum, 1157 nucleotides long. RefSeq lists its product as hypothetical. NCBI's taxonomy places the organism in Eukaryota, Fungi, Basidiomycota, Exobasidiomycetes, Microstromatales, Microstromataceae. Bases 90 to 995 code for a protein of 301 amino acids. The transcript is spliced from 3 exons. The record is from RefSeq and is a predicted model, not a curated record.